Molecule: messenger RNA, 1208 nt
Organism: Populus nigra (black poplar)
Lineage: Eukaryota; Viridiplantae; Streptophyta; Magnoliopsida; Malpighiales; Salicaceae
Product: isoaspartyl peptidase/L-asparaginase 1
Exons: 4
Coding region: 82-1044 (320 amino acids)
Molecular function (GO): hydrolase activity
Source: RefSeq, a predicted model, not a curated record
UAAAAUAUCAGUGGGGUUUCCCUCCAACGGAAGUAGAUAGAAAGAGAGACAGUGAAGAGCGGAGCCAAGAGAGCGUAGAAAAUGGGGUGGGCAAUUGCACUACACGGGGGGGCCGGAGAUAUAUCACUUUCACUUCCAGCAGAGCGUCGCCUCCCUCGCGAGGCGGCUCUCCAUCACUGCCUCCAGAUUGGUGUCGCCGCUCUCAAAGCCCAAAAGCACCCACUCGAUGUUGUCGAACUUGUGGUCCGGGAAUUAGAGAACCAUCCAAACUUUAAUGCUGGGAAAGGAUCUGUUUUGACUAGCAGGGGCACUGUUGAGAUGGAAGCUUGUAUCAUGGAUGGAAAUUCAAAGAAAUGUGGAGCUGUUUCUGGUCUCACCACUGUUGUUAAUGCCAUAUCUCUAGCACGAUUGGUCAUGGACAACACUCCUCAUAUAUAUCUUGGAUUUGAUGGAGCUGAGGCUUUUGCUAGGGAACAAGGUGUUGAGACCGUUGAUUCCAGUCAUUUCAUUACCCCAGAAAAUAUUGAGAGGCUUAAGCAGGCAAAAGAAGCUGACAGAGUCCAGAUGGAUUAUACACAACCAAUUCAGAAAGAUGAAAAAAGUGAAAGUCCAACCGGUAAUGGAGAUAGCCAAAUUGGGACUGUUGGAUGCGUUGCUGUUGAUAAAAAUGGGAACUUAGCCACAGCAACUUCUACAGGUGGGUUUGUUAACAAGAUGGUGGGUAGGAUUGGAGACACACCCAUAAUUGGGGCAGGGACAUAUGCCAACAAUCUUUGUGCAGUUUCCGCUACAGGCAAAGGGGAAACAAUUAUACGCGGCACUGUUGCUCGGGAUGUGGCUGCCCUUAUGGAGCAUAAAGGUCUCUCUCUCAAGGAAGCUGCAGCUCAUGUUGUUGAGUGUAAUCCAAGAGGGGAUGUUGGGUUGGUUGCUGUGUCAGCCAGGGGAGAAGUCACCAUGCCAUUUAAUACAACUGGGAUGUUUCGUGCUUGUGCUACUGAAGAUGGGUAUUCAGAAUUAGGAAUAUGGCCUUCUGUGCAAGAUUGAAUGAUUUUGGUGAACUUGGUUGCUUGAAGUCCCGUUGUCAGCGAAUGAGAACUGGCUUAAAAUGUGUAAACACUUGCAUCGUGUGUAAUGAAUAUUCUGUGAAAGAAGUUGCUUCAGAUUCAUCAAUCUUAAAAUGCUUGAAAAUCAUGGCCUUGACUUUUAAA